AUGACAUAAUAGUCCGCUAUCCACCGGCGCAGAAGCAGCAACAGUUACAAUGUUGGUGUUCAUCAGUCUGGUUGUGUGUGCCAUUAGUGCGUUAUAUUUUUAUUUGGUUUGGAAUUUUGAUUACUGGAAGAAGCGUGAUGUGCCCGGUCCGAAACCGCUUCCAUUCCUCGGGAAUUUUCCCGCCUUCAUACUACGCAACCGAUCAGCAAUAGAACAGAUUGAUGAUACAUACAGAGAAUACAAACCAAAGGUCAACUUUGUCGGUGUGUUCAGCAAUCGCUCUCCACGAAUUCUCAUCACGUCAUCAGAGCUUGCUAAAGAUAUUCUAAUGAAAAACUUCAAAAGCUUUCAUGAUAAUGAGUUCGGUGAAAUAACGAACAAGGAAACGGACCCCCUGUUAGGACGAAAUCCCUUUCAUCUGAACGGAGAUGAAUGGAAAACGAAAAGGGCUGAAAUCACCCCAGCGUUCACCACAUCGCGAAUGAAGGCUCUUUUCUCAAUCAUCGAAAGUGUUUGCUCCCGACUGACCUCAUACAUCAAGCAAAACGAGAAGGCACCACUGGAGGCGAAGGAACUGGCGGCGAAAUUCACAACGGAUGUUGUUUCAAGCUGUAUUUUCGACGCAGACGCCCAGUCUUUCACAAGCGAGAAGCCGGAAAUACGCGAGAUGGGACGGAAGCUGUUGGAUUCUUCACUCUCGUCGCUCACCGUUAUGAUCUUGGUUUCGGCUUUUCCCAAAUUGGCAAAACUGCUUCAAAUUGGAUUGAUUCCAAAAUCGAUAGAACGUUUUUUCACAGAUUUAAUGUCGGAGGCAAUUCGUUAUCGUGAAACGAACUCGAUAAAGCGAGUCGAUUAUCUGGAGCAUCUUAUCAGCUUGAAAAACAAAAAGGAGAUUUCGGCACUGGACAUGGCCGCUCAUGGAGUAACGUUUUUUAUUGAUGGAUUUGAAACAUCCAGCGUUGCUAUCUCGUUCGCUUUAUACGAAAUAGCUAGAAAUGCUAAAGUUCAGGUAACGCUUAGGAAGGAGCUGUUAAACGCUACCGAUGACAAUGGUAAUAUUUCCUACGAAUCCCUGUUGGAGUUACCAUAUUUGGAGCAAGUAAUCAACGAAACCCUUCGGCUCUGGCCACCGGGUGGAUUGAUUUCGAAGAAAUGUACCGAACCAAUCGACUUGGAAAUGACGCCGACGAGGAAAGUUCGCAUAGAACCCGAAGUGUGCGCUAUGAUUAACAUCUGGUCCAUACACCGCGAUCCGGAAAACUAUGAAAAUCCUUUGGAUUUCAACCCGGACCGAUUCAGCCCGGAGCAAGGUGGAACUAACACUUACCGUGAGAAAGGUUGCUUUAUGCCGUUCGGGGAUGGUCCAAGGCAGUGCCUUGGUAUGAGAUUUGCCAGAAUGCAGGUCAAACGAUGCAUUUACGAAGUGAUCAAAAACUUUGAAUUGACGGUUGAUAGCAAAACCAAACAGCCAUUGCAACUGGACCCGAAACAAUUUCUAACAUCGGCGCUGGGUGGAAUUUGGUUGAACUUUGAAACGAUUGCAAAAUGAACAGUUCAAUGAUGAAUAAUUCAGUUUUUCAAAGCACCUAUAUCCUAUGUAAUGACGCGAGGUCUGGAAAGCCUCACAUCAUCGAUAUAUUUUUGCUACUAUUGAUGUUCAUUAUAACAGACUAUAAACAUAUGUAUAUUUUUGAUAUAAUAUAUUCAACAGCGGGAUGGUAA
Toxorhynchites rutilus septentrionalis is the source of this 1722-nucleotide messenger RNA. Its product is annotated as probable cytochrome P450 28a5. Gene Ontology annotation, molecular function: heme binding; oxidoreductase activity, acting on paired donors, with incorporation or reduction of molecular oxygen; monooxygenase activity. The transcript is spliced from 3 exons. NCBI's taxonomy places the organism in Eukaryota, Metazoa, Arthropoda, Insecta, Diptera, Culicidae. The record is from RefSeq and is a predicted model, not a curated record. The coding region runs from base 50 to 1549 and encodes 499 amino acids.